UUAGGUUGCUCUUGUUCCGAAGCCGAACACCGACUCUACGAUGAAUUGUUCGCAAAUUACAACAACAUCAUCAGGCCUGUAGAGAAUGUGUCUGACCCGGUCAUGAUUUGGUUUGAGGUGUCCCUGUCUCAGCUGGUCAAGGUGGAUGAAGUGAACCAGAUCAUGGAGACCAAUUUAUGGCUGAGACAUAUCUGGAACGAUUACAAGCUCAAGUGGAAUCCGGAGAACUACGGAGGUGUCCAGUGUAUUCGAGUGCCAUCACAUAAGAUCUGGAAGCCUGAUAUUGUAUUAUAUAACAAUGCUGUUGGAGACUUCCAGGUGGAUGACAAAACCAAGGCAUUGCUGAAUUACACCGGAAACGUAACUUGGAUGCCACCGGCUAUUUUUAAGAGCUCGUGUAAAAUAGAUGUCACCUACUUCCCAUUUGAUUACCAGAACUGCACCAUGAAAUUUGGCUCCUGGUCCUAUGACAAAGCUGAGAUAGACUUGGUUCUAGUUGGCUCUGCUAUGAACCUCAAGGACUACUGGGAAAGUGGAGAGUGGGCCGUUAUUAAUGCACUGGGCUAUAAACAUGACAUCACGUACAACUGCUGCGAAGCCGUGUAUCCAGACAUCACCUAUUCCCUUUAUAUCAGGCGGCUGCCCUUAUUUUAUACCAUCAAUAUGAUUAUCCCAUGUCUCUUGAUCUCUUUUUUGACUGUGUUGGUGUUUUAUCUACCUUCGGACUGUGGUGAGAAAGUAACAUUGUGCAUAUCGGUCCUUUUAUCCUUAACUGUGUUCCUGCUGGUGAUAACAGAGACUAUUCCUUCUACCUCCCUGGUGAUCCCACUGAUUGGGGAAUAUCUCCUCUUCACCAUGAUAUUUGUAACUCUCUCUAUAGUCAUCACAGUCUUUGUGCUUAAUGUGCACUAUAGAACACCAAGGACACACACCAUGCCCAAGUGGGUGAAAAACAUUUUCCUAAACUUUCUCCCCAGGAUCAUGUUUAUGACCAGGCCCACCAGUGAAGAGGGUGAUGACAGCCAAAAGCAAAAGCAAUCUUACAAUACUGAGUUCUCCCACUUAAACUGCUUUGGUGGCUCAGAGACCAGGUGCUACAAAGACAGCUUCCCAUGUGAGGAUUUGGCCUGUGCUUGGUGCCAGCAUCAACACAUAAAAUACGUCAAGGUGAACAGCAACCUGACCCAGAACUCCAGUUCUGAAUCUGUAGAUGCUCUGCUUUCAUCUUCACUGAUAUCACCAGAAAUGAGAGAUGCAAUUGAGAGUGUUAAAUACAUUGCAGAAAACAUGAGAUUGCAGAAUGAAGCCAAGGAGACUCAAGAUGAUUGGAAAUACGUUGCCAUGGUCAUUGAUCGCAUUUUCCUGUGGGUAUUUAUUCUUGUGUGUGUUCUGGGGACCGCAGGAUUAUUUUUGCAACCCUUGAUGGUUGGUGAUGAAGUGUAG
This is a messenger RNA of Rhineura floridana, 1443 nucleotides long. RefSeq names its product cholinergic receptor nicotinic alpha 3 subunit (gene CHRNA3). Bases 103 to 1443 code for a protein of 446 amino acids. Lineage: Eukaryota; Metazoa; Chordata; Lepidosauria; Squamata; Rhineuridae. The record is from RefSeq and is a predicted model, not a curated record. The transcript has 5 exons. Gene Ontology annotation, molecular function: transmembrane signaling receptor activity; acetylcholine-gated monoatomic cation-selective channel activity. Gene Ontology annotation, biological process: chemical synaptic transmission; monoatomic ion transmembrane transport; regulation of membrane potential. Gene Ontology annotation, cellular component: synapse; neuron projection; postsynaptic membrane.